This is a messenger RNA of Linderina pennispora, 1100 nucleotides long. RefSeq lists its product as uncharacterized. The transcript has a single exon. The coding region runs from base 68 to 844 and encodes 258 amino acids. The record is from RefSeq and is a predicted model, not a curated record. NCBI's taxonomy places the organism in Eukaryota, Fungi, Kickxellomycota, Kickxellomycetes, Kickxellales, Kickxellaceae.
CUCUUUGUCAACUGCAACCACACCUUGCACACUUUCCACCGUAGUAAAUCACCUAUAAAGUUGUAUUAUGUCUGAGCACACUACUGGCAGUGUACCACCCUCGAUCCCGAUCCCAUAUGUCGAUACUAGCAACAGCAUAAUGCCAUUUUCUGAUCCAUCCGAACGUCAGACAUCAAAUUUAGACAACGUAUUUGACAGACUCGUAGCCCAGAAUGCUGAGCAGGCUGCACAUGGCCCAAUGUCGCCCACAGGCAUCAGCCACCCAUCGAUAUUUCGCAAGGGAACUCUAAUCGAAAUUCCUGACAUCGAGCCACGAGGCAUGCCAUCUGGCAAGUCACGGAGACGCGGCUCGGACAGCACGAAAACACCGCUUCCCGAGCGCUUCGUAGCAAUCGCUAUCAAGGACUGCGAGCAAACCGAUUGUAUCAUCAGCUGGUCGAUCCAAAAGAUCCUGGUCCCAAACCGCGACAAGGUAGUACUGAUCCACGUGCGGCCGGCUGUGAAUGGGCUUAUUGGCGACUUGACAGCAGUUAACUCGGCCAAGGAGGCUGCUGAGCGCGAUAAGAGCCAUGAGCUGCUCAAAAAGUAUGCGUCGAUGAUCAAGGUCGAGGGGUAUCCGAUCAAGGGAGUCUCGAUUCGCGGCGUUGACAUCCGCGGCGAGCUGGUGCGCAAGCUGAUGGAGCUCAAGUGCGAUUUGCUGGUGGUUGGAUCUCACGCGUCAAAGUCCAUGAAAGAGCGCUUUAUCGGGAGCAAGGUCAACUACCUGGUAGAGAAUUCACCUUGCCCGGUUGUGGUUAUUGGGCGCAAUUAUCGUAUGCCGCAGCAUGUACCCCUUGCUGAAUGACCGCUUUUCCCACAGAUCCUAUGCAGUUUAUGGAGGGAAGACACAUUUGGGGAUGGCAGUUUGUGUAUACACGACCAUUCACUCGCCCGCUGGCAGCCGAUACUAUGUUGCUUCAUGCCACAAGUUGAGAGGAUAAGUUUUGGGCACCCGGGCACAACAGGUGAAUGCUGUGUUUUUCCUGUCUGGUAAAAAGCACAUCUAAACAUAUUGGUGAUUUUUGUCAAACAAUAUCUAUAGAUAGCUGCCCCAUUCUCCU